CUCUUUCUUUCUUGUUUUAUAUUCAUCCAUGGACUCCUCCACUUAGCAAACAGCAUGACCAAAUCCAAGAACUUCUUUCGCAGCAUCAUCAAACCCUUCACUUUCACUUCGAAUCAAGAAUCCCAGCAAGAAGAUUUGGGAGCGAUUACUGCUCAAGAUCAGAAGGUUUUCAGUUUUCAAACCCUAGUUUCUGCAACCAGGAAUUUCCAUCCUGAUAAUAAGCUUGGUCAAGGGGGUUUUGGCCCUGUUUUCAAGGGGAAGUUGGAGAACGGGGAGGAGAUUGCUGUGAAGCAGUUGUCACGCACCUCAAAUCAGGGGAAAAAGGAGUUUGUAAACGAGGCAAGAUUAUUGGCACGUGUACAACACCGUAACGUUGUGAGCUUAUUAGGGUAUUGUGUGUCCCCGGAGAAGCUCUUGGUAUACGAAUACGUACCUAAUGAGAGUUUAGACAAGCUUCUUUUCAAAUCCGAGAAUCGUAAUGUUUUGGAUUGGAAGCGUAGAUACGACAUAAUUACCGGCGUCGCACGAGGCUUGCUUUACCUUCAUGAGGACGCACACGAUUGUAUCAUUCAUAGAGAUAUAAAAGCUAGUAACAUUCUAUUAGAUGAAAAAUGGGUACCUAAGAUUGCCGAUUUUGGCAUGGCCAAGCUUUACCCUGAAGAUCAAACUCACAUCAACACUCGUGUAGCGGGUACCAAUGGAUACAUGGCACCCGAGUACGUAAUGCACGGUAAGCUAUCUAUCAAGGCAGACGUAUAUAGCUUUGGUGUGGUGGUUUUGGAGCUCAUCAGCGGUCAAAAAAACUAUACUUUUAACCUCGAUCCCGAGUGCCAAAAUCUUUUGGAUUGGGCAUACAAGAUGUACAAGAAGGGAAAAGGGCUUGAAAUUUUGGAGUCAAUAUUGGCCUCUUCAGCUGACCCUGAUCAAGUUGCUACUUGCAUAAAGCUUGGAUUGUUAUGCACCCAAUUUGACCACCAUUUACGACCCACGAUGAGCCGUGCUGCGCUGAUGCUAACCAGGAAGCCGGGCACUCUCGAAGAACCGACUCGACCAGGGUACCUGGGCUCGAGACAGAGAAGGGCUCACGGGAUCAUGACAUCUUCUACAGACGGAAUGUCGAAUUCUCAAACCAGGUCCCACUCCAACUACUCCACCAGCUCCACCACUACCACCGCGAUGGCCGCCAGUAAUCGGGGUUUAUCUGCUCGUGCAAGUUCUGAUCGUCAUCAUAGGCAUCGUGGAUCGACUUCUAGGAGCGCGGUAUCGGAUCCUUAUGGUAAAAGACCAAUGCAAGAAUAGAUGGUUCAUGUAGGAGAUUUGUUUUGUACAAAAAUUUGUAGCGUAGAUUUCGGGAGAUGGGUGUAAAGUAACAAGGUCUAAUUGUUAUUGGUAUAUAAAUCCGAGGCCUAU
Messenger RNA from Cynara cardunculus var. scolymus (artichoke), 1410 nucleotides. RefSeq names its product putative receptor-like protein kinase At4g00960. Lineage: Eukaryota; Viridiplantae; Streptophyta; Magnoliopsida; Asterales; Asteraceae. The record is from RefSeq and is a predicted model, not a curated record. Gene Ontology annotation, molecular function: protein kinase activity; ATP binding. Gene Ontology annotation, biological process: protein phosphorylation. Bases 55 to 1299 code for a protein of 414 amino acids. The transcript is spliced from 6 exons.